AUAAAUAAUAAAUUCAAGAUGUCAAAAGCAAAAAAGUCGAGUUUUGCAGAAGAAUUAAAUAGUUUAUUAAACGUAGCACCUAAACCCUUCGAAUCCGACGAGGAAGAGGAGAGCACAAAAGCUAAGGUUGUUGAUAAAUUUGAGGAAUCUCACUCUGAUGAUGAGCAAGCUUCGUCAUUUAGGAAAAAAAAUGUUCCUUUGCUUGAUGAAACUGAUGAAAGAUAUAAAGGAAAAAAGGUGACGAGGGAAGAAGCUUUUGGUGAGGAAAGUGCAUCUGAUCAGGAUGAUGUUGAAAUGGAGUCUGAUGAAGAGGAAGAUGACGAUGAAGAAGAAGAUACUGAUAAUGUUGAUGAAGAUGAAGUGGAAGGAACUGAUGAAGAUGAAAGCGACAAUGAUGGUGAUGAUGAUGAUGAUGAUGAAGAUGAAGAUGAAGAAAAAGACACAGAAAAUCCCCUAUAUCGAGACCGCAGUGAUAAUUUAUUCAAAAAUCUAGUCUCUAAUCCUCAGUCAGAAGCUGAAAAAGGAAACUGCGUUAAAACACAGCAGAGAAUCUGGGAAAAACUUCUGGAAAUUCGGAUUAAAUUGCAGCCAGUUGUAAUAACCAGCAACAAGAUGCCCCAACACGACGUCGUAAAAACCCUGCAGACUAACCCGAAGUUUAACAAACAGAAAAAAGAGACUCAGAAUAAAUUAUGCGAUGUCUUGGAUAAUUUAUUGGAUCUUCAGCAAAAACUUUUUAAAAGCUUUCCUGAGACUAAGAAUCUAUUAGACCAAACAACUGCUGACAAAAAAAUUGAUAAUCAAGAUGAAGACGACGAAGAAAUUUGUUCAGAUACUGAGGAAGAGAUUGAAAAGUCUGAAGAAGAGCCAGAGGAAAAAUCAGAAGAACCUCCAAAGAAAAAAAUCAAACGCAGCCUGAAGGAUUACGAGAAAAUAAUCAGCGACAUUCACAAAAAAUACACGCCUUACCGCAACUCAGUGAUACAGAAGUGGAACGAUAAGACUCGUGUCGCUGCUGGAAAAAUGAAUAAAAAUGCAAACCAAUCUGUUGUCAGGCAAAUAGAGUUUGUGUUGAAUGACAAGUCUAAAUUGAUAAAACGCACUCAGCUUAAGCGGUCAGAGUACGAAAUCGUGGGAAAGAAAUCGCUGGAUGAGACCGACGAGGAUGGCAGGAGAGUUCAGGAGUACGACACCGAGAUCUACGACGAUGACGACUUUUAUCAUCAACUCUUACGGGAGUUGAUCGAGCAGAAGACUUCUCACAUCACAGACCCGGUGGAGCUCAGCAGACAGUUCAGUAAAUUACAGACGAUGAGAAAAAAGUUGAAACGGAAGAUUGAUACCCGCGCCACCAAGGGCCGCAGGAUACGUUACAAUGUUCAUACAAAUUUAGUUAAUUUCAUGCCAAGUAUAACUGGAAAUGAUACUUGGACUGAAUCUGGGAAAACUGCUUUAUACAAUUCGCUUUUUGGCAAAUUAAAAACUGCUGAAGUUGAAAAUAAUUAA
This is a messenger RNA of Cotesia congregata, 1506 nucleotides long. The record is from the annotation of a GenBank genome assembly. NCBI's taxonomy places the organism in Eukaryota, Metazoa, Arthropoda, Insecta, Hymenoptera, Braconidae.